Molecule: messenger RNA, 1243 nt
Organism: Pogoniulus pusillus (Red-fronted tinkerbird)
Lineage: Eukaryota; Metazoa; Chordata; Aves; Piciformes; Lybiidae
Gene: ABHD12B
Product: abhydrolase domain containing 12B
Exons: 13
Coding region: 38-1126 (362 amino acids)
Biological process (GO): phosphatidylserine catabolic process; monoacylglycerol catabolic process
Cellular component (GO): endoplasmic reticulum membrane
Molecular function (GO): monoacylglycerol lipase activity; phosphatidylcholine lysophospholipase A1 activity
Source: RefSeq, a predicted model, not a curated record
GCGGGGCCUGGCGGCGGCAGUGACAGCGUCUGGAGCGAUGCGGCGCCGAGGGGAGCGGGGCCUUGGCGACGGCGGGGACCGGGACGGCGUCAGCGGCCGUGCAGAGAGCAGGAACAGCACGGCCCGGCGGGAGCGGGGCCGCCUGGCCUGGUGCCCUCGACUGCGCACGCUCCUCCUGGUCCCGUUCCUCAUGUAUAUGUCUGUGCCCAUCCUUGUCCGCCUCUUCCCCGAUACGGUGCUCACCAAAUUUGUCUUCCUGAACUUCCUGGCCUUCCCCUUCUUCGUGGACCUUCGUCGGCCAGAGCUGCUGCUGAACAACACUAUCAGCCUGUACCUCACCACUGAGCCAGACAUCACAGUUGGAAUCUGGCAUACAGUGCCAGGCAGCAGAGCAUCAGAGGCACAGGGCAAGGACCAGCGCUGGUAUGAGGAGGCACUUGCCGAUGAUCACCCUGUGAUCAUCUACCUGCAUGGUAAUGGGGGGACCAGAGCUGCCAGCCACCGUGUCCAGUUCUUGAAGGUGAUGGGGGCUGCUGACUUCCACAUCCUGGCUCUUGACUACAGAGGCUAUGGGGACUCUAGUGGGUACCCCACAGAAAGUGGCUUCACCACAGAUGUUCUGGCACUCUACGACUGGGCCAAAGCACGGAGUGGGAACAGCAGCAUCCUCUUCUGGGGACACUCCUUGGGAACAGGGAUUGCCACAAAUGUGGCAAGAAAACUGCAGGAGGAGCGAGGGGUUCAGGUUGAUGCUGUGGUCUUGGAGUCACCCUACACCAAUGUCCGUGAUGCAGCUGCUCACAUCCCCAUCACCAAGAUCUACCGCCAGUUGCCAGGGUUUGAGUACCUUAUCCUGGACUCUCUGGCUCUGGGCAACAUGUUCUUCCGCAGUGAUGAGAAUGUGAAGGUGCUGGUCUGCCCACUCCUUAUCCUGCAUGCAGAAGAUGAUGAAGUGGUGCCUCUGCAUCUGGGUCGCAAGCUCUUUGAGACGGCACGCAGCGCCUACAAGGACAAAACCAAAGUGAAGUUAAUUACCUUUCCUGAAAAACUUGGCCUGGGCCAUGACUACAUCUCCUUCAACCCAGAGCUGCCCACCUUGGUGAAAGACUUCUUGAAGAUGAAGUGACACCAGCUGCUGUGUGCAGUGACCACAAGCACUCCUCCCAAUCCUCUCCAGGACCCCCCUCCCCUCUAGUUGCACUGAACUUACUGCUCUACGUAAUAAAAACUACUGAGAAAUAUC